UGUCAUAAUUGAAAACCCAUGUGUACUUUUCAGUGAUUAAAUUUCAUUUAUCUUGAUUUUAUUUUUUAUUUAAACAUCAUAUGAUUAAUGUACAGGUUCCACAUGCUUUCAAUGUCUUUGAUCAUCAACCUGUGCUUAUUGAUAGCUUUGCAUCCUUGCCGGUGACCAAAGAUGGAAUUACGGUGAUAUGGUCCAAAAGAGGAGGGGAUGCAAUGGCCCAAAGCCACUGCGAGUGGCUCCUGACCGUCCCUUCAAUGCCCGAUGCUAUCAACUUCACCUUCAUUCCCAUCACCUCUCUCCUCAAAGGCGUUCCUGGCAGAGGCUUCCUAUCUCAUGCCAUCAACCUCUACCUACGUUGUAAGCCCACUUCUCAUCUCCUCCCUUGGAAAAUAUGGCCACACAAUAACGUACGUUUGCCACAUGAUCCACGUGGCUUACACAUGAAGACACCGAUCCAGAUCGUUCAGAUUACAGGACGCAGAAUUAAUGGAGGAUGGCCCAAAAAUCACAUUAAUUGGAUGCCGGUGCAAUGGAAGAAAUUCUCACACGUAUGCACCGCACCAGUAAAAUACAAUCCAGGGUGGGCCCACGACCCAGACACCGCAUUCGUGGUCAGUGGGGCCCAGCUACAGGUAUUGAAGUACGAGUCGAAGAACGUGCUCCACCUACGGCUCUUGUUUUCCAAGGUAUCGAGCUGCGGCGUCUAUCGAUCGGUCUGGCAACAAGGAUCGUCGGAUACCUCUCAGAAGUUUAGCUUGUUAUCGGCUAUUAGCACGUCCAUAACCGGGUUUUCUGAUAAAGAGAAGCAACCGCCUAUCGUGAUCGUUGAUUCGGGUGUGUUCCCGACGGGCCCACCUGUGCCCCUUCAAGCUCAGAAGCAUUUGAAGUUCGUGGAUACUUCACACGUGUGCAAGGGGGCACAAGAAAGCCCUGGGCACUGGUUGGUGAGUGGGGCUAAGUUAGAUUUGGUAAAAGGGAAGAUAUGUGUACACGUGAAGUUCUCUCUUCUUAAUUUUAAUUUUACAUGUAAAUGAAAUCUUUAUUCUUAUACUACUUGUAGUUGAGGUAGGAA
Molecule: messenger RNA, 1072 nt
Organism: Magnolia sinica
Lineage: Eukaryota; Viridiplantae; Streptophyta; Magnoliopsida; Magnoliales; Magnoliaceae
Product: MACPF domain-containing protein At1g14780-like
Exons: 3
Coding region: 81-1034 (317 amino acids)
Biological process (GO): plant-type hypersensitive response; regulation of salicylic acid mediated signaling pathway
Cellular component (GO): plasma membrane
Source: RefSeq, a predicted model, not a curated record